Symbiodinium sp. CCMP2592 is the source of this 5040-nucleotide messenger RNA. The record is from the annotation of a GenBank genome assembly. Lineage: Eukaryota; Dinophyceae; Suessiales; Symbiodiniaceae.
AUGGCGCGCUUGCGCCCUCGCUUGCCGGCGCUGCGCGGGCGCCGGCCACUGGCAGCCAUGCUCGCUGUGCUGUCGAUGGGAGUCCUGGCCCUGGCCGGGAGCAGCUUCGUCUCACUGCGAGGCUCCAGCUUGCCUCGGGGCCGCCGCGUGGCUCGCGGCGCGCUGGAUGUCGAAGGCCUGGCAUCUUUCGCCUCCUUUUCGGUGCUUGCCGGGUCACCCAUACCGCUUGGCCUCGGGGCCCUCUUCCGCCGUGCUGAGGAUGUAGCGGCUGCCACGGCUCCCACGGAAGAGGACACAACGUGGCCAGAGUUCGUUCUACCGAGCUUCGGAUCAGAACCAACGCUAAAGGCGGAGGAGGCGCGGGGAGUACUGCAGAGUGCAGCGAUAGAAGGAAGCGAGGCUAACGUUGAUUGGGAGUCCCCAGGGGCUCUUUUCGGCGAGGGGCCCCGACUGCGGCCACGGCGCAUGGCUCGCGUUAUCGGCAUGGCGCUGGCGCCCCUGGCCCUGAUCUGGGCCUUGCUGCGGGCAGCCCUGACAUUCCAUGCAGUGGAGACGUCGCAGGGGUCUCGUACGCUCGGCUCCCCUUCCGGGAAGGGUCACAGGGCCCUUCUCACAGCUUCGCGAGCUCCGCCGUCGAAGAUGAGUGCCACGAGCCUGGCGCUGGUGCCCAUCGUGGCGGCGGCAGCGAUGCAAGUGCGAGGAGGAAGCACGCUGGCGCAGAAAGCGGAGCGUGCUAGCGGCGUGCCGCCUGCGCUGAUGGGCCUGGCGGCCUGGCUGCUUCUGAUGUUUGCAAUCCAGCACAGCUGGGUUGUUGUCCCAUUCUUGGCAGAGGCGCAGUACCAGUACUUUCCGAUAGUGGCCACUUUUGUGGCAGGCUAUGCAGUCAUUGUCCUGGAGGAGCAGACUGAGAUCAAUAAGGCAGCCACGGCCUUGAUACUCGGAGUGCUGGUCUGGGCCCUGGUCGGCACUGGCAUCGACAUGACAGCUUCCGAGUUCGACACGGCGAUCGCAGAAACCUUGCAGAAUGUCGCUGAAGUCGUCUUUUUCCUGCUUGGGGCUCUGACCAUUGUGGAGAUCAUGGAUGCGCACAAAGGGUUUGACAUAAUAACCUCAGCCAUCAAGGCCACCAACCAGAGGGACUUGCUGUUAACCAUCGGCUUCCUCACCUUCCUGCUUUCCUCUGUGCUAAACAACCUCACCGUGGUUAUCGUCAUGGUGUCUUUGCUCCAAAGGCUUGUGCAGGACGAUGACUUUCGGAUGAAGCUUGGAGGUCUGGUGGUGGUGGCCUCCAAUGCUGGUGGGGCCUGGACUCCCAUUGGGGACAUCACUACCACCAUGCUGUACAUAGGCGGACAGGUUACCACCGUGCCCCUCUUAACGAACCUCUUUUUCCCGAGCUCGUUAUGCUUGCUGGGCGCCAUGGGCUACGAGCUCCUAUUCGUGAUCGAGGGCCGGAAACCCUUCGAGCGGCGCAAAGAGAAGAGUGUCAGCACAGAGGCGCCCGCCGGUCAGCAGUUGGUCUUCUGGGGUGGUUUGCUGGGAAUGGUGGGGGUGCCCGUCUUCACGGCCUUCACGAAAUGCCCCGCUUGGACCGGGAUGAUGCUGGUCUUGGGCUUGCUCGGUCUCAUCACCAGCCUGCUUCACGAGCCGGGGGACGAUCGCUACUCCCUGAAGGGCGCGCUGAAGCGCGUGGAGGUGCCGGAUGCACUCUUCUUCCUGGGCGUGCUCUUCGCGGUGGGGGCUUUGGAGAGGGUGGGUUUGCUGAAGGACUUCGCGGAGCAGCUCAGCCAGCUCCUUCCCGACGACUCCUUAGUGGCCAUCUUCCUGGGCUUUGCCUCCGCUGUCGUGGACAACGUCCCUCUGGUCGCGGCGACCCAGGGAAUGUACGACCUCUCGGCGCACCCCGCCAACGAUGGGCUUUGGAACCUCAUCACCUACUGCGCUGCCACUGGCGGCUCCCUGUUGGUGAUAGGCUCGGCGGCCGGGGUGGCCUUCAUGGGCAUGGAGAAGGAGGUAUCCUUCGGCUGGUAUGUCCGCAGUGUGGCACCUGCUGCUCUUGUGGGCUACCUCCUUGGGGUCGGAGGCGUCCUGGGCCAACAGGCACUCGGUCUCAGCGUGAGCUGCUUGCCUGCUCAAGAUUUGGUGGUGCCUCUGAAGUUCCAGAAAAAGCAGAAAACACUUUGCUUUGUGGGUAAGCUGCCCGGUGUGCCGUUUUGCGCUUUUCUAGAUCGCGGGCGAAGCCCUCACAUUUUCGAUCGCAACUUCGCGAACCGGGCGGCAGCACAGGAUUUGCUUUGGUGUUCCAUGGUGUUCUACACGCCGGCCACAGGGAAUGUUUUGUUCUUUGCCUGUGGCGAGUGUGAUUCUCGCUUGGCCGAUCAAAGGAAAUCGGAAGAGGUCUUGGUAUCGAACCGCACAAUCGCAGCAGACAGCUCUGUCCCUCGUCUAGAGGACAGCGGUCAUUUGCGUCGCAGGUGGGCUUUCCCCUCCUUUGCCGUCUUCCUGGACAAGUCUGGAGAGACUGCCCCAGCUCCCUGGCGCAUCAGCGUUGCAGAAGACGUGAUCGUCCCCUUCGCUUUGGGCCUCUUUGCAGGUGUGUUUGGCGAGUUUGCUUAUGGAGCCUUGGAGGGAGGACUAUUUGACAACGCCUUCUCAACAGCGUUUUAUAGUGCUUUUGCCUGGAUCUAUCUGAAUCAAUGGUUCCUCUACAACAAGGUGAACCAGCUCUUUGAGGAGAUCGGUCGACCUGCACCUCUGGAUCCUUGGGGCUUGCUGAUACCCGGUUGGAACUUUGUCACAGGCAUCCGGCAGAUUCACUUCCUCGCCGAGUACUGGGCGAUCCAGCGUGGUGAAGAGCUGCCGCGAGAUGCCUUUGCAGAGCUCUUCCCCUUUGCCAAGAAACCCACGCUGACGUUGGUGGAGUUGGCGACAACACCUUCCCUGUGGUUCAACAUUCCGGGCUGGCUCCUCUGUGCGCCCACCUUCCUGGGCCCAAUGAUCCAGCAGGCUCCUGAGAUCGCCAGCUCGCACUCGGUGGCCUCCCAGGCUGCGGCGGACAUCGCGAGCAGCGUGAGCGUCGCCGACCUGUCCCCCCUGGAAAACCCGAACAUCACCUUCGUGGUGCUGCUCUCCAUGUUCUCCAUGUCCAUCGCUCUGGUGGUUUGGGGCCGCAACGGGAGUCAGGCUACUCUGAGCGGAAAGUCGGGACACGCAUGGCUGCUUUGCGCUCCGGCCUUCGUGGGUCCGCUGGUCCAGGCUCCAGAAGUGGCCGGCGCCGCGCACUCUGCGACUUCUCAGGUCCCGGAGAUUGCCAGCAGCGUGGCCUUGGCGGAUCUGUCCCCGCUUGAGAACCCGAACAUCACCUUCGCCCAGGGCCCAGGGGGCCCAGCAAUGGUGUUUUACAUCAGCAAAGUUGAGGAAAGAUGGUGGUGCUUCUCUCGAUGUUCUCCAUGUCCAUUGCGCUCGUGGUUUGGGGACGUAACGGCUUCUAAAUGCCAGGAAGAGAUGACUGGAUUCAAUGAGCUACCUGCAGAAGGCGUAAGUGCAACACUUGAUGCUUCUUUAGUUUGCUUCGCUCCAGUUGAUCCGAUGCAAAGCAUGGCUUGUAAAAUUUACGAGGAUGUUCUCGAAGACGAAGUCGAUUGGGACGAGGCUACAAGGAGAGUGGAGGAGGGCGUGAAGCCGUCAAGCAGUAACCAUCGGGCGCUCUGCGAAUGCGGACGGCCCUUGCACCGCUAUGCCCGUCUACCGACUUAUCAGACCUUCCUGAUGUGCAGCCCCACGAAGGAGUGCUCUCGCUGCGAGGGGGACAUCCUGCCGGGUGAGAUGCACUUCCUUUGCGCGCAGUGUCACAUCCCUGUCUGCAAGGACUGCGGCCCAUCGGUCUACAUCCAUCGAGAGUAUGACUACCUCGACUACGAGACCGGAGAAGUGCAGGUGCAAGAGGUGCCGAAGCGCGUCAUCCAUGAGAGGAGGACUCGGUCAGCCCUCGAUGCCGAGGCGGCCUGCACCAAGGCGGCACGACAGGUGUACUCUGAGCUCCAAAAGCUGGCACCUGAAGUGGCGCAGGAAGAGGAUGUGGAGCACAGUCGCUGGGAUUCCGGAAACGUGCUGUUGCGGCUCCUAGGGGCGGAGAGCGAGGCUGAGGCGGCCCAGAGUGCACUCGCCUUGAUCGACGGGUGCCAGCACGUCCUCGCAGCGCAGCCGUCGCUCACAGAGGUAGAGGUGCCUUGCAAGAUAUUUGGCGACAUCCAUGGACAGCUGCGAGACUUGCUCCUUCUGUUCCAUUCCUUCGGCAUGCCUGGGACCCAAGACUGCCCUCGCUGCGUCUUCAACGGGGACUUCGUGGAUCGUGGCAAGCAUCAGGUGGAGACGGCGCUCGUCCUCUUUGCCCUGAAGGUUCUCUUUCCGACGCAGGUGUUCCUCAACCGAGGAAACCAUGAGGACUCGACCAUGAACGAGAAGUACGGCUUCCAAAAGGUCAUUCUGCAAGCGUUCCCGGGCGAAGCUGGACACAGAGUCUAUGCUGCCUUCUCCCGGGCUUUCCAGUACCUUCCCUUCGCCUGCCUUGUGGGAGGCAAGGUCCUGGCGCUGCACGGUGGCAUUGGCGACGGCAAGUGGAAGCUCGACGAUGUGCGGAAGGUCCAGCGGCCGCUGAACCACAACCAGCUCCAGGCGCCGGAGAACCGAGUCCUUUGGAACAUACUUUGGUCGGAUCCGAUCGAGGACGACUGCGCCGUUUCCAAGGUGUUUGGAGUGCAUGCUUCAGCACGCAGCAAAAUCGCUGUGCGCUUCGGCUGGAAUGUCACACAGGACUUCUGUGUCCGUAACGGUCUCGACCUUGUGGUGCGAAGUCACCAGUCGAAGAAGUGGGGACUGGGGUUCGACGUGAUGCACAAUGAGUCCCUCGUUCGAGUCUUCUCGGCUCGCGACUAUGAGGGCAACCACAAUGAUGGCGCGGUGCUCCAAGUGGAAAAUGAAGAUGACUCCGGUCAUCUCGGCGUUCGGCCACAGGUGCUGCGGUCGUUAUCUUCCGCCUAG